AUGGCUCCUAAGAACGAAAACGUUACCCUUGGUCUCCAAGCUCGUGAAGGUGAGCUUGUUUUUGGCGUUGCCAGAAUCUUUGCUUCCUUCAACGAUACCUUUGUUCACGUCACCGAUCUUUCCGGCCGUGAGACCAUCUCCCGUGUUACUGGUGGUAUGAAGGUCAAGGCUGACCACGAUGAGUCUUCUCCUUACGCUGCCAUGUUGGCUGCUCAAGACGUUGCCGCCAGAUGCAAGGAGGUUGGCAUCACUGCUCUUCACUUCAAGAUCCGUGCUACCGGUGGUACCGGUACCAAGACUCCUGGUCCUGGUGCUCAGUCUGCUCUCCGCGCUCUUGCCCGUUCCGGUAUCAAGAUUGGCCGCAUUGAGGACGUUACCCCUGUUCCCUCUGACUCUACCCGCAGAAAGGGUGGUAGACGUGGUCGCAGACUUUAA
Messenger RNA from Magnusiomyces paraingens, 435 nucleotides. Its product is annotated as 40S ribosomal protein uS11. Gene Ontology annotation, biological process: translation; maturation of SSU-rRNA from tricistronic rRNA transcript (SSU-rRNA, 5.8S rRNA, LSU-rRNA); ribosomal small subunit assembly. Gene Ontology annotation, molecular function: structural constituent of ribosome; mRNA 5'-UTR binding; small ribosomal subunit rRNA binding. The record is from RefSeq and is a predicted model, not a curated record. The transcript is spliced from 2 exons. The coding region runs from base 1 to 435 and encodes 144 amino acids. Gene Ontology annotation, cellular component: cytosolic small ribosomal subunit; ribosome. NCBI's taxonomy places the organism in Eukaryota, Fungi, Ascomycota, Dipodascomycetes, Dipodascales, Dipodascaceae.